AUGACACUCAGCACGCGAACUCUGCCGGUGGCCGAUGCGGGCUCGCUGGGCCGUUUUGAGCCGGCCAAUUCGCUUGACCACUGGGAAGCAGCGGCGGCUGGCGAAGCCGAUGCGGCCAGUAUAGAAUCUGUGGCGACGGCGGCGCGGUAUCUGCGCGAGACGGACGUGCCAGUGGGAUUUCCGACAGAGACAGUGUACGGGCUGGCGGCAGAUGUGACGCGGAGCAGCGCGGUGCGCGGCAUCUUCUCGGUCAAGGGGCGGCCGUCAGACAACCCGCUGAUUGUGCAUGUGUGCGAUCUCGACAUGGUGCGCGGGCUUCUGGGGACGGGCGAAGACGGACAGCCGAGGGAGCUGCCAGCGAUCUACCGGCCGCUGGUGGAGCGGUUCUGGCCGGGGCCUUUGACGAUUUUGCUGGACGUUCCGGAUUCAGGGUCUGGCCGCUGGACGCUCGCGCCCGAAGUGACAGCCGGUCUGCGGACGUUUGGAUGCCGGUUGCCUGACUCACCGCUGGCACGGACGCUCAUCCGAUUGGCACAGGCGCCGCUGGCGGCUCCAUCGGCCAACGCGUCAACGCGGCCAUCGCCGACGACGGCGCAGCACGUGGUAGACGAUCUAGACGGCCGCAUCGUGGCGGUGUUGGACGGUGGGCCUUGUGCGGUGGGUGUCGAGAGCACCGUGGUGGACGGGCUGUGCGAGCCGCCCGUGGUGCUUCGACCGGGUGGCAUCAGCAUGGCACAACUGCGCUCGGUGCCGGGCUGGGAGAAGGUGCAGCGGGCGUACCGAGACCAAAGCGCGGGACAGCCGGUAGACGGGACGACAGCGACGGCUCCACGAGCUCCUGGCAUGAAGUACAAGCACUACAGCCCCAAGGCGCGGGUGGUGCUAUACGAGGCGACAGGCAGCAGCAAUCACGGUGACGGCGGCAUGGUGCAGGAUGUGGUGCGGGAGAUUCGCAGCGUACAGGAGGUCCGGGAGGCUGGCAGCCAGCACGAGGGCGCAACCCGGUCGCUGGUCGUCGGAGUCAUCCGCACAACGACCUGGCCGGCACUCGGACAACUCUUGCGGCCAAUUGGGCCAAUCGGCGGAAAUAGGGGGCAGAAGACAGAACAGGCGCCAGGCCACACUGCCACCUACAGGCUCGAGGCGUUUGCGCUGGACGGCACGACAGCGGCCACAGUGCUGGAGCUGGAUCUCGGGCGCGAUCAGGCCAGCGUGGCGCACGGGCUGUUCUCGGGGCUGCGAGACCUGGACGCACGCGGUGCCGACGUGAUCCUGGUAGAGGGCCUGGAUGACCGGGCAGACGACAUUGCGGCGGCGGUGAUGAACCGGCUGCGCAAGGCGGCCUCUGAAGUGCGGUGA
This is a messenger RNA of Grosmannia clavigera kw1407, 1359 nucleotides long. RefSeq names its product translation initiation protein sua5. Gene Ontology annotation, cellular component: cytoplasm. The record is from RefSeq and is a predicted model, not a curated record. Gene Ontology annotation, biological process: regulation of translational fidelity. Bases 1 to 1359 code for a protein of 452 amino acids. Lineage: Eukaryota; Fungi; Ascomycota; Sordariomycetes; Ophiostomatales; Ophiostomataceae. The transcript has a single exon. Gene Ontology annotation, molecular function: nucleotidyltransferase activity; double-stranded RNA binding; tRNA binding.